AUGUUUUCACUCACACAAAGAUUCCAAGUGGUGAGCAACCAGGCCAUAACGUUCAGUUUAGUCAUCAUAGCAUUCGUAGUUGCAUCCUCGUGGAUCCAAUUAUUAUACCCAAGCAAUGUAUUCCAGAACACUACUUCAGCCAUAGCUAAUGUUACUCCCUCUAUGACUCUUAGAACUAGUAGGUAUUAUGGGUCUCAGAACGGUAAGCCUAAGGAAAAUGUGAGAGUCUCUUUUGAUCUGGAAUCUGACUUCAGUCCUCUAUUUAACUGGAAUACGAAACAAAUAUUCGUUUAUUUGACCGCUAAUUAUAAUUCUAGUGGCUCCAUCAAUGAAGUGACAUUUUGGGACGAUAUCAUCACCAGUAAGGAUAAAGCUUUAGUACAAUUGAAGAAUGCCAAAAGUAAAUACACAGUUUGGGAUUUGGAAAGUGGUUUAUCCGGGAAGGAAUUAGAUUUUAAAUUACAUUGGAACAUUCAACCAUGGGUGGGUCCCCUAGUAUACGGUGAGACUGACAUAUCCGGUGAUCAUAAGCUUACAGUGGAGGCAAGAAAGAAGAAUACGGAAAGUGGUGAUGCCGAAAAGGUCUCUAAGAGGAAGAAAAAGAGAACCAAGAAACAGAAAGUGAACUAG
Messenger RNA from Naumovozyma castellii, 630 nucleotides. RefSeq names its product signal peptidase complex subunit SPC3 (gene SPC3). The record is from RefSeq and is a predicted model, not a curated record. NCBI's taxonomy places the organism in Eukaryota, Fungi, Ascomycota, Saccharomycetes, Saccharomycetales, Saccharomycetaceae. The transcript has a single exon. Bases 1 to 630 code for a protein of 209 amino acids.